AUGAUUUCUGAAAUGUAUCAACAUCAGUUCUACUACACGCCAGGAUUAUUCAAAUCAAAUGAAAUGUUUCGAGAACUCGUAGAUGAGAAUUCGUCGCCAAAUAAUUUUGUGAAGUUAGAAUCAAGUUUUUCAAAGCCACUCACCAUCAUUCAUCGACCACAACUCUCACUUUCCGAUGACUGGACGUCGACAUAUUCGGACAGUCUCAGAUCAUCAAGUCCCGAAUUCAUUUCACUCACAGCACAAAAAUAUUUGCCAGCCAAUCUUGAGAUUCAAAAUGAGAAGUUGAUGAAGAACUUGGCAUUGAAACACGAGAGUGGAAGUGACUCGGAAAAUAAUUCUUCAGAUUACACAACAUCGUCAAUCUCAUCAUCAACUGCAACAACGACAACAACAUCGCAGACAAAUCCUGAGAGUUGCAAGCCAAGGAAGCAACGCAGAAUGAAGCAAAUUCCACCACAGAUCAAGAAGAAACGAAGACUGGCAGCAAACGCAAGAGAACGGAAAAGAAUGCAAAGUUUGAAUGACGCGUUCGAUCGACUGCGACAAUAUUUGCCGUCACUUGGCAAUGACCGGCAAUUCUCUAAGCACGAAACUCUUCAAAUGGCCCAAUCGUACAUAUCUGCACUUUGUGAGCUUUUAGAUUAA
Messenger RNA from Clunio marinus, 648 nucleotides. The record is from the annotation of a GenBank genome assembly. NCBI's taxonomy places the organism in Eukaryota, Metazoa, Arthropoda, Insecta, Diptera, Chironomidae.